AUGCAGUUUUUUGCAGAGGAGGACACUUUGUUAGGAUCACUUGUAUCCAGCUUACAACCAAAAAAAACUGAAACAUAAAAGAAUUGGGGAGUAUUUGCAAUUCUAUUUAUGGCUGGCCUAAUUCUCAUUAUCAUAUCUAUCCCAUUUGCCUCCUUUCUGAUACUCAAUCCUAAACCAUUUUGCCUGCUCUUUUCGGCUGGCUCCUUUGUUAUUUUGUUAUCCAUGCUUUAAAUUAUCGAACUGAAAACGCUUUUUAAUAAAAUUUCCUCAUCUGCUGCCACAUUGCUUUAUCUUGUAUCUCUAAUUGCUUGUUUAUACACAGGAAUGUUCUAUAUGGGAUACUUUUACACUCUAGGAUUGUUAUCACUUCAAAUCGCAUCCUUAAUAUAUUUGACAGUAUCCCUAUUUCCAGGAGGAAAAACAGGUAUGCAUGCUGCCUUCCAUUUAUUAAAGAAUCAACUCAAAGGAAUAUUCUUAAAGAAAACCUUUUUACCAUUGUGA
This is a messenger RNA of Paramecium tetraurelia, 501 nucleotides long. RefSeq lists its product as uncharacterized. Gene Ontology annotation, cellular component: membrane. Gene Ontology annotation, biological process: vesicle-mediated transport. Lineage: Eukaryota; Ciliophora; Oligohymenophorea; Peniculida; Parameciidae. The transcript is spliced from 3 exons. The record is from RefSeq and is a predicted model, not a curated record.